This is a messenger RNA of Rubroshorea leprosula, 886 nucleotides long. NCBI's taxonomy places the organism in Eukaryota, Viridiplantae, Streptophyta, Magnoliopsida, Malvales, Dipterocarpaceae. The record is from the annotation of a GenBank genome assembly.
CCUCGUUUGAACAAUGGGCAACACGGUCAGCACCACAACUUGCCCAAACUCUUCCGUUGAACACUGAAUUCCAAAUCUCUUCAUCCUUUUGGUCCAAAAACCAUGACCACCCUCACCAAUACCACCGCCUUCCUCCAUGCCAACACCAUCACCUCACCCCACAAUCACCCCCGCAAAAUCUCUCCCCAUAUAGUCUGUGCAACUUUUCCAUCCCGAGACAAUGCCGCCGCUGCCACCACCAAUACCAGGCGGACUGUGGUGACAACAUUUCUAAACACAUCACUAGCUGUCCUGGGCCUGCAGAGCACCCCUCCAGCACUAGCAGAGAAUUGGGGCACGCGUUCUUUUAUAUGGGAGCGUUUCUUCGAGCCCGGUUUGUCGCCGGAGGAUGCUGUAGCAAGGAUCAGACAGACUGCCGAGGGGUUGCACAGCAUGCGGGACAUGUUGGACAACAUGUCAUGGAGGUAUGUCCUGUUCUACAUUAGACUAAAGUCGGCAUAUCUUUCUCAGGACUUGAAGAAUGCCAUGAGCACAUUGCCCCAAGGCCGUGUCCAAGAAUAUGUCAAAACGGCUAAUGAGUUGGUAGACAACAUGGCUGAGUUUGAUAGUUAUGUGCGCACCCCCAAGAUAUAUGAAUCAUACCUCUACUACGAGAAGACACUGAAAUCUCUAGAUGAUCUUGUGGCACUAUUGGGGUAAAAAAAAUGGCAGAUUGCCUCAUGUCGAUUAAAUUUAAGAGCCUUUUUGGGAGUGCUUCAUGACCAGCUUGAAAUUGAUGAGAUCUUCAAUCAAUAUUGUACAAAAUGAUGAUCUUGAAUGUUUUUGUCACUCUGCUAAUUCUUUUGCAGUAUUGCUUGUUAAUACUUAAUACAGUUAAUGCAAGGUG